This is a messenger RNA of Babesia bigemina, 4516 nucleotides long. RefSeq lists its product as hypothetical. Lineage: Eukaryota; Apicomplexa; Aconoidasida; Piroplasmida; Babesiidae. The annotation marks the transcript as partial. The record is from RefSeq and is a predicted model, not a curated record. The transcript has a single exon.
AUGUGCGAAAUUACCUUAAAUAACAACCCUACUAACAUCCUUAAUAACCUUUGUACUGGCCUCAAAACCUUCCUCGGCUUCAAUCCAUCUUCCAAAGGCUACGACGGCACUGGGAUUGUGUACUCCGACCUGGAUAGGCUGUGUGACGGGGUGAUGGGAUUUUUGAGUGGUGUUCUCAGUAACAUCCAAGGCAAUUUAGGGCAGCAUAAAGAGACAAUUACACCUGUAAUUAAGCUACUUGACACCAAUAAACACGCCGGUAAAAACGGUUUUAGUGUUGCGAUUGGAAAGGUGGUUAAAGGGGUGGGGGGGUAUAAUAAGGGAGUUAAAAAGUCAAAUGCGAGUGUUCAGAACGCGAUCAAUGAGUUAUGUAAUUACAUGAAGAAAAUACCGGCUGCUGUUGCAACUUAUAAUGAUCACAACAAUAUCAGCCAAAUUGAUAGUAAAGUUGAGGAGUGCAUCCAGAAGGCGGAGCAGUAUUGUCGCGACAUGGACACCCAAAAAAACAAUAAUAUUAAGGAUCUUCGAAAUGAAAUAGAAAAUGAUGUAAAUCACGCGACUGAUAUAAUUAGAUACCAGCGUGAAAGGCUGAGUGCAAUAUAUAAGCAACAGAAGGGUGAUUUAUUAGCACAGAUGGAGUUGGUAGGUAUUCAGCUAAAUCUUGCUGACAAUUUAAUUAAUGAAACCGCUGAGAAAAAAAUCGGCGAAUUUGCUAAUGGCAUAUAUGUUAAAAUUGAAGAACUCAAACAGAAAAUUACGGAAGUUGACGGCUGGUUAGCACAGUAUGUUGACGAGUUGAGAAAAUGGAUGGAAAAAGCAGCGGCUGUCGUUGAUGAGGCGUUAACGAAAGUAACGGAAGUUGUAAAAGAAGCCAGUGGUAGUGAUGGAAAGCGGAAUAAAGACGAUGUAAUAUUAGCCGUCGAAAAAUUGAAGGACAAAGCAUUAGCUCUGUAUAAAGCCUACGAAGUUGCCAAGAGUGCGCUAGGUUCAUUAGUCAAAAAUGUUACUGAUGCGGUGGGUGGAUUGGACGUGAAGAUUCAAAGAGAUUUGCAGGUGCUGAAGAAGAGCAUUCAAGAGAUAAUUGAGAAGUAUGUAAAAGAGGCGCAGGAUUGCUUCACACUGAUUAAAUACAAUGUAGGAGAUAACGGCAAAGGCGGUGUUAUGAAGAAUUGGAAGGGUCUUAAAGAGAAAAUCAAACAGCUUGUUGAAGGUUUGACGAAGAAGGGUCCGGCGAAGCAAGGAAAGCUUCAGCAGAUUGUUCAGAAUGUCGGCAAAUAUGCCGGCCAUUUUACUGACAAGCAUGCUUUUGAGGCUAUAGUAGAGGGAUGGAUUGUUGACAUUUUAAAACACGACCCUGUGAAUGCAUGGAUUGGUAAAUAUGUAGUAAGCGACAAUCAGCAUAACGCUAUAAAAGGUGCUUAUAAAAAACAAGAUAGAGACGAGAGUCUUGGCGGUGCAUUAUAUUACAAAGCACUCAUUGGCAAGAUCAGUGAAGUUAUCGUUGAAAUGAUUAAGAAGGGAACUGAUAUUAUUGAUGAAUCUGUGCAAAUGGCGCAGAGCCCUACUGGCGAAACUGAGAUUGCGAGGCAUGUUGACAGAGUUCAUGUCAUUUGUAUAACUUUUGCGGAGAAGCUGCAACAGAAGAUUAAGCAAGACGUGACAAAGUAUAAUGAUACUUUCGCCGACAAGAUAACGAAAGAGGUCGAGCAAGGUGACAGUGGUAUAUUAACCAACGCAAGAGAAAGCAGCAAAAAUAAGUACCUUCUCACGAACGCCGUUCAGCUUACUCUCUACCAACUGUUAGGCGUUGCCAAAGGCAUCUCUCUGGAGAUUCCAUCGUUUAUCGGCGAUUCUGAGGAGGAUGACGGUGAUGAGGAAUAUAAUCUUGGAAAUAACUUGGAGGGUGCUAUAGCGGACAUCAUUGAAUUCGGCAGGCAGACUAACGGCGCCGCCGACUCCUUGUACGGCAACAAGAUCGAAACUGAACUAGGAGUAGUCAAAAAUAAAAUCAAAGAGCUCAGUACACUGCUAUCUAGCGACUACCUCAGAGGUGAAAUAGGCGUACAGUUGGAAAACUAUCUGAGUAAUCCUGAUAAGUUUAGAAAACAAAUGGCAGAAUACGUCGUGCAGAUAGGAGAAAAAAGUCACGGUGCCGAGCAACAAACAGUAUAUGGAAAAGUUCGGAAACUGGGCAACGAAGUUUUGCAGCCCAUUCAACUUGCCGUCGAAACUGAGCAGGCAAAUGCUAACGAAAUAACUCGAAGCGCAAAUGAGAUUGUUCAUGGAACGUUACAGUCACUCUGUAAUGCAAUAAUACAAGCAGCCGACAGUGAUUUCGACAGUGCGAAGGCUAAAUUGAACAAAAUAAAAGCAUUAAUAUCAACGAAAACGGCAGACAUUCCUGAAACUCUUCGAAAACUCCGAGAUGAUCUCAAUGCAUUACAAAGUAUUCAGCUGCAUCCCUUGAUCGCUACGACAGGGUCAAUAAAUGCUUUCGUCAAAUCUGAAUGCAGUGACUUAAUUAGCCAACUGAACACGUUUGUUACUGAACAAGUUGGUGGCGCCAAGAAUGCAAUCACAGAAAUUAUGCAAACAAAAUAUGUUGUAUUCAUGAAGUUACAGCUACAAGAGUUCGCCACCAAGACAAUUAACGAACUUGACGGCCUGCCCACCGAGAUCGAGAAAGACGGCGAAAAACGUAUCAAAGGUUUCAUGAACGUCUUUCAAACCGCGCUAGAAUCCAGUAGAUUGGUAACCUAUGUACCUGAAGACGGUGAUGUGUCUACCUUGGUUUUUAAUGCCAAACCUUUUUUCACCGAUUUCUUCGACAGACUCAACACCAAUACCGACAUCAUGCCUGCUGAUUACAUUUCCAAAUUCUCAAACGCGUUUCACGCUCUUCUUACCGGCCUUACCAAGUACGAUAGCAAUUUCAAAAAUAAUCUGUCAUCAGUCGCUACUCUCCUAAGUCUCAUCCGCCCCGCAUCCUACGCCGAAGAGAGCAACCCCCUGCUCGAGUGUCUUAAAACGGGCGUGCAGGCGUUGCACGAUGAGCUAGCCAAGGCGUACGUGAGCGUGUAUGAUAGUGAGACGUUCGGUGCUGAGCUCGUGGAAAAAGAUAAAUUAACGCCGUAUGGCACUCAGUUGUCCAAGGUGUUUAUGUCCAUCUUUGAAAUGAUGCAUGAAGACCUGAGCUAUUUAAAGAACCAAUGCAUCUCCAAAUGGCACAACCGUAGAAUAUAUUCAGGCAGCAGUAUGGGCACGUUCUUAAGCAAUUGCGGUUACACUGUAUCUAAUCACGAUUCCCACCAGAACGGGGAGCUGCGUAACAAGGCAGAAUGCGACGGUAAGCACAUAUAUAGUACACUUGUCGGAGGUUUCAGUCAUGUUUACAAUUCUCGUGAAGAUACUAAAAACGCGUUUCAAAACUUGUACGAUUACCUUCCCACCUAUUACCGUGUCUGUCAACUACCCACUUUCUCCUCAACUCGCCGCCCAUGUUCCAUAUAUGAAAUGCUCCGUUGGCUUAGCGGCUUGCCAUACAACGCUGUAUAUCUCGACCUCAUGUCGGAUGAUUUCGCCGACCUAUUCGACAAGCCAAAAGAGGCAAAAACGGAGAGCAUUAGUUUAGACGGCAUCUCUCUAGAAGAUCAAACUCCAAAUACCUUGAAUGCCUAUCCACAGAAAAUUAAGCGCAGUGAUUUACAUGAUGCAAUAACGCAUAUUACGUCCCUUGCUCCCACAGUGCUCACAACUGUUGUUGGCUACGGAGAUGCGUACUCAAUGUACGCAGUUGACUACUACUGCAACGCACCUUCUUUCGUUUACCCAUCAUCAGCUGCGGAUUGUCUGACCAUGUUGAUCGAAUUACUUCGUCGAUUAUUACCUGUAUUCAGAUUCUUGCAUAACCGUUGUAGAAACAUGGCGUCCGAGUACGGUUGGUAUCAGUGCCGCUACGGCACAACUAUCGACUCUUCCAACUGGCACUGCAGUGAUCACUCCAAAACCAAAGUUGAUUGUCAACCUACGUCUCCGUUGAUGUCGUACCUAAAAGACAGUCUUCCUGGUCAUUUACCGCAUCAUGUUACCAAUGUUGACUGCAAAUCAUCCUGUUCAACGUGCCCUAAAAACCUGCCUGGGCAGCCGUGUUUAACACCGCUUGGAUUCAGAGGUUUCUCGGGAUCCACGAAAACAGGGAAAGACAUAUGUAACGUGCUGACCAAAUUCUUUGCCAACGCCCAUCUUACAACGCUACUCUGCGUCAUACCCAAACCGCCAUCCACAUUGCCGGAACACUUUGAAUUCACGUUAUCCCUCACGAAGGGUUGGCAUAGCAAAAUAGUUCCUUUGCCUCUGACGUGGGUGAAAGAGUGCAUUAAAGAACAAUCGAUUGCCCUGUAUAACGACACCGCACAACUCACCAACGCGCUGAGUAACGCCUACAAUAGCAAUCAUGGUGGUAACGGCGAAAGGCACCCUGCGGCUGAACGUGCUGACCCUAUCAGCCUCUCGAUGA